AUGUCUUCUUAUCCUUCGUUUGAGGCACAGGAGGAAGUAGAUCUCGGUGAGCUUGGCUCACUAAGGAGUAUUACUGCUAUUGCCGUGCUGCUUCUUCUGUCCGUGGUUGAGUUGAGGUCUGUCCCUUUCACAGUUGAGGGCUUGAAGGGUGUUUAUGAUAAUCUCGCUGUCGAGGGACUCUCUAGGGUGUUCGCUAAAGAUUGA
Molecule: messenger RNA, 204 nt
Organism: Trypanosoma grayi
Lineage: Eukaryota; Euglenozoa; Kinetoplastea; Trypanosomatida; Trypanosomatidae
Exons: 1
Coding region: 1-204 (67 amino acids)
Source: RefSeq, a predicted model, not a curated record